Molecule: messenger RNA, 1881 nt
Organism: Pleurotus ostreatus (oyster mushroom)
Lineage: Eukaryota; Fungi; Basidiomycota; Agaricomycetes; Agaricales; Pleurotaceae
Exons: 6
Coding region: 1-1881 (626 amino acids)
Biological process (GO): rRNA processing
Cellular component (GO): small-subunit processome; Pwp2p-containing subcomplex of 90S preribosome
Molecular function (GO): protein binding
Source: RefSeq, a predicted model, not a curated record
AUGAUCAAACAUUCACGGAAACGCCAAAAACUCGACGAUAGACAGCCUCUCGGGUCAUCUAAUAGAACGGCAGCUGCCAGCGAGAAAGAUGACGAAGAAAGGCGGCUAGAAGAACUCAUAUUCGGCGUACCCUUCGUACCAUCCGCUGUAAAUGCUGCAAAGAGUCGAACCGAGCUAGUCGACGAUGAUGAUGAGGGAGAAGGAAUCCAUAGUACUGGAAAGGAAAUGGAUGGGCUGCUAGACUCUGAUAUAUUCUUUGUCGAUGACGGCGGCCCGCCUCCGCCCCCAUCCGCCAGUCAAAGCACGCGUGAUGAAGAUGACACGAAUAACCUCGAGAGAGGAAGCGAUGACAAUGGCAGCGACGAUGAACCACCGAGUCACCCUCCUCCGCUGGAUCAAUCUACUUCCCGCAAAGCUGCGUGGUCAGACCCUGCCGAUGCACCUCUGGCUAUAUCUGUUGCUCCUUCAGAUCCAUCAACCUCUAAAAGGGCCCUGAAACUACGCGACUCCCAAAAUGAAACUGUACUCUCUGGCCGCGAAUACGAACGACGGCUUCGCAGGCAGUUCACAAAAAUAAAUCCCGAACCUAUAUGGGCUCUUAAAGCUCGGGAUAAGAUUCAUGGACAAGUCAAGAGAAGACGGUCCAGUCAAAGCGGGAGCGAGGUUGAGCAGGAUGACUCUGAAGAAAACGAAGACUCAAAUAUAGAUCAUCUACUCACGUCCACCUCAGGAGUUCUCCGGAAGGGGAGGUCAUCUAAAUUCUUGCUACCACCGACCACUUUGAACAUCAAUCGCCUCCGAGACGCUAACCAAUCUGUACAAUCCAAUGCGUGUGGCGACAUCAAGUCUUUGGCAUUUCAUCCCAACCCUCACGUCCCCCUCCUGUGUGUUGCAAGCAAGGACAAUCGAUAUCGACUGUUCCAGGUUGACGGUCAUACCUCCCCUCUCCUUCAGACUCUCCUUAUUCCUUCGCUUCCCCCCACUUCUACGUCCACCACCUUUCACCCUUCGGGCGGCCACCUUCUUCUGACGGGUGCCAGACCAUAUUAUUUCACGUACGAUCUACAAGCACAAAGAAUGACCCAGAGCGCCCGUGGACUCUGGGGAACAACAUUCAGCGGCGCCAACGAUUCAUCCAUUAGAGCUGAUCGGGGAAAGCGAGGUCGCGGCAAAGAUGGCGGCGAGCCCAUCCAACAUCAUGCUUUCCAUCCGUCCGACGGUUCCCUACUAGCAGUCGCCGGUCGAGGUGGAUACGUGCAUCUCGUUGAUUGGGGGAGUGGUUCAGGUCAGGUCAUUGAUAGCCUGAAAAUGUCGUCGGCGGUUAAGGGCCUAUGGUGGGACGACGGUCAAAGCGUCGGCGGAGGCGACUACUUGGUUUCACUUUCCAACGAUUCAGAAGUCUACAUAUGGGAUGUAGGUUCGCGACGCUGUGUACGCCGGUGGCGUGAUGAAGGUGGAUUCCGUGGCGCUGGCUUGAUGUUGGCUGGUUCAGCCCACGGCGGCCAAGCCUCCCUUGCCAUCGGGUCCAACACUGGAUUGGUGAAUGUUUAUGGAUCCGACGCCCUUGCACCAUCACCAAAUCGCGCAGCCACUUCUUCCAACCCUAAGCCGCACAAGACACUCGGUCAACUUGUUACAUCUGUAACGUCUCUACGUUUCAACCGCGACGGACAAAUUCUUGCGAUGGCGAGCCGUGAAAAGAAAGAUGCCUUGCGUUUGGUACACGCGCACAGCUUGACGGCUUUCGCCAAUUGGCCAACGGCAAGCACACCUCUUGGUCACGUUACGAGCAUCGACUUUUCAGCUGGCAACGACCAUAUGGCUGUUGGUAAUUCCAGAGGGAAAGUUCUGUUAUAUCAACUACGGGAUUACGGGGUGUAA